Molecule: messenger RNA, 1695 nt
Organism: Contarinia nasturtii (swede midge)
Lineage: Eukaryota; Metazoa; Arthropoda; Insecta; Diptera; Cecidomyiidae
Product: RING finger protein 11-like
Exons: 2
Coding region: 321-755 (144 amino acids)
Source: RefSeq, a predicted model, not a curated record
UUCAUUUGCAUAUUUAAAUUGCUGGACAUUUGGUGCAAUAAAAUUGAUUGAGAGAAAUAAAGUUUGCACUUUUAUAUGUUUGAACUGUGCACGAGUCAAAUCAAGAAGUAACGCUAAAAGAUUGAAUUUGCUUUGUUUGAAGCUGAUAAUUUAUUUUUGUGAUAGAAUAACCCUUUUCAUUCAUUUGAUAAAUGUGAUGCGUAACGAAGGGUGACAAAACCAAAGCUAAAGCAAACUAAAAUAAAACGCAAAUAAAUAUUAUAAUCGAUCAUCUAAUACUAGUUAAACAAAAAAUAGUGACACAAAAAAAAACUACAAAAAUGGGCAAUUGUUUUAAACGGUCAACGACAGACGACAUCUCUCUCUUGCGAGGUGGCAAUGAACCAAAUCGAGAAUCUACAGAACAAUUGGGACCGUCACCAUUAUAUUCGGAGGUCUUGCAACCAGUAUUCUAUCCAUCACCGUCGGUGAGUCGGCCAGUGUCUCAUCUAACUGAGGAGGAACAAGUGAAAAUAGCAAAACGUAUCGGUUUAAUACAACAUUUACCCGUUGGCUUGUACGAUGGAUGCAAAAAGGCUCGCGAAUGUGUUAUUUGUAUGAUUGAAUUCAAUGUGGGCGAUUCAAUCCGUUAUCUACCUUGUAUGCAUACCUAUCAUGUUGGCUGUAUUGAUGAUUGGCUAAUGCGUAGUCUAACAUGUCCAUCUUGCCUCGAACCGGUCGAUGCAGCACUUCUCACCACUUAUGAAACUUGCUAAAAUCUGCGUUUUACUCUUUUCGCAUCUCAUCCAAACGCGAGGAAAGAUGAUGAAAUUAUUGACCUUUUUUAUACAUUAAAAAAAUCGAUAAGAGAGAAUAAUUUUUAUUUUUGAAAUUAUUUUAUUUUUCGUCGAAAAAGUAAUCAUUAUUUUUUUGUGACGAUUUAAUGUGCGGGUCGACAUAUGACCAUUGUCACUUGAUGACUGCAUAUAAUAAUAUAUAUAUUAAAACAUUUUACUAAUGUUAUUUAUUAGAACCUCAACUCGAUUAUAAAAUGAAAAAUUCUAUUCAAAUGAAAGAAAAAAAGUAAAGAACAUCCAAUAAUUAGAAUAAUAAUAUUAAUAAUAAUUACAUUUUGAUUUGGAACAGAUUUCGGUUACGGUUUACAAAUUGUCUACAAUAACGAAAUAGUUCUGUCUUUUUUUGUGUAAAUGAACAGCUUUUAUCCAAAUCUCUUUCCAAAAUUUAAACAAAACUAAAAGAAUAAACAAUAAAAAGCGUAUGAACAACAAUAAUAAACUAUGAUAAAUAAAUCGAGAUUGUAUUUGAAAAUUGUGAAAAAAGGGAAAAAAUGUAUAUGUUGUUUAGCUAAACAAAUGAAUAUGUGUAUAUUUGCAAAGUUGAUGCUUGUUUGGGUUUAAUAGAGAAAUAGCUUAUACCAUUUAUUUAAUUAUCUAUUCUUUACACCAUUUAUUAUAUUAUAUUUAGUAACACAUAUCUGUGUAACUUUUUUCUUUUUUGGUAUUUUCUCUUACGUCUCUAACGUUUCAAUUGGAAUCCACAUUUGAAAGAACAAAGCCAAUUAACUAUAAAUUUUAUUAGCAUUGAUCGGAUUAAGAUUGGUUAUAUUUACAAACUUUUUUGGAAAUUUAAUUUGUAUUUAUAUUUGAUAUUAAAAAUUAAAAGAAAAAACAAUCAAAAUUGAAAAAUGUAAAAAUA